GCAAUGGAUGCUUCAAAUUAAUACCAGCCCAAAAGUUUGUUUUUUUACAUUUAGUAUAUAUCGGUGGAACGCAAGAUUAGUUGGGAUAUUGUCAGGAUCGAGAAAAAAGGUUGCACUCUGAUAUAACAGAUACUCUUUAAAAUGUUAAGGAUAUUUCUCGCCGUUGCUCUUCUGGCAUCUGAAUCCAGCGGAUAUUCAAGCGAAUCCUCCAGUGAGACCUCUAGUCCAACCCCUAGCGAAUCCUCUACAUGUGAGGAUACUCCAAGCGAGCCAUCACCCCAUCCGUGUCCCCCGGUCGCCGUCGGCCAGUGUUGUGACUACUGUCCAUUCUGUAAAGAUGAAAAUGCUAUAUGUGCCACAUACGGAUUGGCUCAAAUGUGCAUCUGCAAAACUUACUACACAUUCGACUAUGACUGGAAUGAGUGCGUCCCUGAUGAUCCCAAUAAUAACCGCGGUUCGGAUGACGAGACACAGGACCAAAUGAUGAAGGUUGCACGAAAUGGAGCGCCGAUGCUGGGGCUGCCAUACACCCCGCCUUGGGUCUUAUAUCAUGGUUGGAGCUACCGCUACUAUGACGAGAUAGCUCAGUCUUACUGCGCUUCCAAAUUGAGUGUCGGAUAUGCCUUCGCAUAACGUCGAAAUUGUGUCCGCGUUGCACCUUCGUGUCGGAGCAUCUGCGCGAGGGCACAGGGCAGCAUCCUGAGAUACAUUAGGAACCAGAGAACUAAAGUGAGUUGCUACGACGCACUAAAUGUAAGGAAAAGUCACUACUGGCUGAGGGCAAGCCCGGGUUACACCCAACUGGACGCAAACAGGGUUCAUACUCAAACCUACAGUUAUGGUAUUUACGGGUGUAGCUGGAGGCCCAACGACUGUGGUCCAAACUACUGCUGCUGCAAGGCGUAUAGGUUGCCUCCUGUAUCGCUUAGAAACGCAUCGCUUGACGUUGGAGAAGAAGCAAAUAUGUGACCAGUUACUUGAACUUUACACAACUGAACUGAAACAUAUCUGUAUUCGUCAUUAACAUGAAUUAUGUCAGUAAAGUGUGAAGACAUAAA
Molecule: messenger RNA, 1058 nt
Organism: Mya arenaria
Lineage: Eukaryota; Metazoa; Mollusca; Bivalvia; Myida; Myidae
Exons: 6
Coding region: 142-633 (163 amino acids)
Source: RefSeq, a predicted model, not a curated record